UACUGUUUUUUCGCAUGGAAACAUUUUAAUUACGUUUCCUAUGGAAGAGGAAAAAGGGAAGAAAAGGAAAAGUUAGACUGAAGAAAGAGAGAGACAGGUUUUCCUGGAAGAAGAAAAAGGAAUAGGUAGAGAGGAUAGGAUUGAAGUGGGAGUAGAAGAAUCUUGAAAAAGGGUUGUUUGGAUGAGAAGAAAGCUUUAGAGAGAGAAAGAGAAGAAGGUUGAAGGAGGAUGGAUGAGAAUGAUAUUGAGGUACAGGGGUUUGAGAGGGAAGGAUCAGGAGCAUUGGAUACAAAGAACUCAUUGAAAGAGCCACUUCUUAAGAGUAGGAUCAAUAGUACUUCUCAACUUGCCAUUGUUGGUUCCAAGGUCUACCCCAUUGAGAGCCUUGAUUAUGAGAUUAUUGAGAAUGACCUCUUUAAGCAGGAUUGGAGAUCUAGGAAGAAAAUUCAGAUAAUCCAGUAUGUUUUCCUAAAAUGGACACUUGCUCUCCUGAUUGGGUUGUCUACAGGACUAGUUGGUUUCUUUAAUAACCUUGCUGUUGAAAAUAUAGCUGGUUUCAAACUUCUUCUCACCAACAACCUCAUGUUAAGGGAAAGGUAUUAUCAGGCAUUUGCAGCAUAUGCCACUUGCAGCCUUGUUUUGGCCUCUGCUGCAGCAGUCCUUUGUGCUUAUUUUGCCCCUGCAGCAGCGGGGUCUGGUAUACCUGAAGUGAAAGCAUACCUCAAUGGUAUUGAUGCUCAUUCUAUAUUGGCUCCAAGUACUCUAUUUGUAAAGAUUUUUGGUUCUAUUUUUGGAGUUGCUGCUGGAUUUGUUGUGGGCAAGGAAGGACCUAUGGUACAUACUGGUGCUUGCGUAGCAUCUUUGUUGGGACAAGGUGGUUCUCGCAAGUAUCACUUGACAUGGAGAUGGCUUAGAUACUUCAAAAAUGACCGAGACCGAAGGGAUUUGAUUACUUGUGGUGCUGCUGCUGGUGUAGCAGCUGCUUUCCGUGCUCCAGUUGGUGGGGUCCUUUUUGCACUUGAAGAGGCAGCUUCUUGGUGGAGGAGUGCUCUUCUUUGGAGGACAUUUUUCACAACAGCUGUAGUAGCAGUGGUGUUGAGAGCUUUCAUGGGAAUUUGCAAGGGUGGUAAAUGUGGACUAUUUGGGGAAGGAGGUUUGAUCAUGUUCGAUGUUAAUUCAGCAAACACCAUUUAUAGCACACCAGAUUUACUGGCAGUUACCUUUCUUGGAGUUGUUGGAGGCAUUUUAGGAAGCUUUUACAAUUUUCUGGUGAACAAAGUCCUCCGCUUUUAUAGCUUCAUUAAUGAGAGAGGUCCUUUAUUCAAAAUUCUUCUUGUCAUGGUUGUUUCCUUAUUGACCUCCUGUUGCUCGUAUGGCCUCCCAUGGCUUUCACAGUGCAUUCCUUGUCCCCCUCACAUGGAGGAUCAAUGCCCCACCGUAGGUCGCUCUGGAAACUACAAGAAUUUCCAAUGUCCACCUAACCAUUACAAUGACCUUGCAUCUCUCGUUUUCAAUACCAAUGACGAUGCUAUCCGCAAUCUAUUUAGCUCCGGCUCUGCAAAGGAAUUUCAUCUCUCUACUCUUUUAGUUUUCUUUGUUGAUAUCUAUUUUCUUGGAAUAAUCACUUAUGGAAUUGCUGUUCCCUCUGGUCUCUUCAUCCCUGUAAUACUUGCCGGAGCCUCUUAUGGACGCCUUCUUGGCACUCUCCUGGGUUCACUCUCCAGUCUUGACCCUGGUCUCUUUGCCCUCCUUGGUGCUGCAUCCUUUCUUGGUGGUACCAUGAGGAUGACUGUUUCUCUUUGUGUAAUACUUCUUGAGCUUACUAAUAAUUUAUUGAUGCUUCCAUUGAUGAUGCUGGUUCUCCUUAUUUCAAAAAGUGUGGCUGAUUGCUUCAACAAGGGUGUUUAUGACCAAAUUUUGGUACUGAAGGGACUACCUUAUAUGGAAGCCCAUGCAGAACCAUAUAUGAGACAGUUGGUUGCUAGUGACGUUGUUACGGGUCCACUGGUUACAUUUUCUGGGGUUGAGAAAGUGGGGAAUAUAUUUCAUGCUUUGAAGGUAACAAAGCAUAAUGGAUUCCCUGUAAUUGAUGAGCCACCCUUCUCAAAUUCCCCGGAAUUGUGUGGUCUUGUUUUGAGGUCUCAUUUACUAGUGUUGCUUAAAGGAAAGAAGUUUUCGAAACAGAAAUUGAUGACUGGGUCAGAUAUUAUGAGGAGGUUCAAAGCACAUGAUUUUGCAAAGGCAGGAUCAGGUAAGGGAAUCAAGCUCGAGGAUUUGGAUAUCACAGAAGAAGAUAUGGAGAUGUAUGUUGAUCUCCAUCCUAUUACAAAUACGUCUCCAUACACAGUAGUCGAAACAAUGUCUCUAGCUAAAGCUGCAGUACUCUUUCGGGAACUUGGCCUAAGGCACUUGUUGAUAGUGCCAAAGACAACAGAGAGGCCUCCAAUCGUUGGAAUCUUGACGCGGCACGACUUCAUGCCCGAGCAUAUUUUGAGUCUCUACCCAGACUUCCAUCAUUCUUAUAAGUAGAUACAUACCAGCUAUGAAGCUAAGCAUUUUGGCACAUUCUGGUAUUCACUUCAUAUGAGUUUUACUGUGUAAUUAUAUAUAGUUAUGAAUCUUAUUAUGGUAAUUAUCACAUAUAGAUUUAGGUUGGAGACAUAGAAGGGAUGUUACCCGAGAAAGAAACAAUAUUGAUAAGAAAAUUAUAAAUGAGUUAAAUAUAAACUUUUGUCUUC
Messenger RNA from Ziziphus jujuba (common jujube), 2738 nucleotides. Its product is annotated as chloride channel protein CLC-c. Gene Ontology annotation, cellular component: intracellular membrane-bounded organelle; plant-type vacuole membrane. Bases 229 to 2529 code for a protein of 766 amino acids. The record is from RefSeq and is a predicted model, not a curated record. Lineage: Eukaryota; Viridiplantae; Streptophyta; Magnoliopsida; Rosales; Rhamnaceae. Gene Ontology annotation, biological process: chloride transport; transmembrane transport. Gene Ontology annotation, molecular function: voltage-gated chloride channel activity. The transcript has 7 exons.